CAGGCACAAGAAAAAUAUCACCCCGACAAAGAACAAAGAACAGGGAUUGGAGUAAACAAAAUUCAGGGGAGAAAAGAGCAGGCAAGAUCGUUGAACAGGGCCCAUAAACAACCUCUAUGCUUCAUAGUUGAGUUUGUUUCAAAGGGUCCAUCAACUCACGCAUCAUCAUAUCACGCUUCAAAACACACAAUUGUUCCAAAAUGAGCGAUUCAAAGAACACGGCACCCGCGGGUUCAACCCCGGAUAUUCUAUCCAUGAUCCCGGAGUUACCCCCCGGCCGCACCCUCAAUGCUGGCAUGACCCUCGAUGAGACGGUGGCCGACCUCAAGAAACACCCGCUCUUCAUGACGGAGCUGGACUCAGCCGAGGACAAUGAGGAGCUGGCUGCGCUGCAGGCCCUCGCUUAUGAUGGCACCCCUCUCGAGAACGCGAUCAACUUCAAGGAGCAAGGGAACGAGUGUUUCCGGGAGAAACGUUGGGCAGAUGCGAAGGAGUUUUACGGCAAGGGGGUCGCCGUCCUAGCCGCGGAAGAGCUGAGGAGGGCCAAGGGCGGAAAGAAAAUGGUGCAAAAGGCCGCCGAACAGGUGGCGAUCAACCCCAACGCGGACAACUCCAUGGGCGGCGUAGAUCUGGAGGAGGACGGCCCUAAGCCCAACGAGGCAGAUCUCGAAGAAGUCCCUGAGGACCCGACCGAGGUAAAGUCGGAACAAGCCCUCCUCGAAACCCUGUACAUCAACCGGGCCGCCUGCCAUCUCGAGCUGCGCAAUUACCGCUCCUGCACCGUCGACUGCGCCGCCGCCCUCCGCCUCAACCCCAGCAACAUCAAAGCGCUCUACCGCUCCGCGCGCGCCCUGCUGGCCGUCAACAAGCUCACCGAGGCCGACGACGCCUGCGCGCGGGGCCUGGAGAUCGACUCGUCCAACAAGCCGCUGCUGGCGCUCGCGCAGGACAUCAUCAAGGCCGCGGAGGCGGACUCAGCACGACGCAAGCGCGAUGAGCAGCGGGAAUCGAACGAACGCCGCCGCGUGACGCUGCUCAGGACGGCGCUGCAGGCGCGCGGGAUCCGCACGCGCACCACGAGCAAGCCGCCCGACAUGGAGGACGCCAAGGUCAAGCUGUCGCCGGACGAGCUGGACCCGGAGAGCGCGCUGGUGUUCCCCACGCUGCUGCUGUACCCGUGCCAUCUGGAGAGCGACUUCAUCAAGGCGUUUAAUGAGCAGGAGAGCUUGGAGCAGCACUUUGGUUACGUCUUCCCGCUGCCGUGGGACCGGGCCGGGGAGUAUAGCCCCGCAGGGGUGGAGUGUUACGUGGAGACUGUGAGCGGAGGGUUGGUCAAGGUCGGGAGGAAAGUGCCGCUACUGAAGGUGUUGGGAACCGGGAAUGUGGAAGUGGUUGAUGACUUGUUGAAGGUGUUUGUUGUGCCGAAGGCGAGGGCGGAAGGGUGGGUGAAGGAGUUCAAGGAGAAAAAGGCGGCGGGGGGUCCAUAG
Molecule: messenger RNA, 1487 nt
Organism: Chaetomium fimeti
Lineage: Eukaryota; Fungi; Ascomycota; Sordariomycetes; Sordariales; Chaetomiaceae
Exons: 1
Coding region: 201-1487 (428 amino acids)
Biological process (GO): protein folding
Cellular component (GO): cytosol; nucleus
Molecular function (GO): Hsp90 protein binding; Hsp70 protein binding
Source: RefSeq, a predicted model, not a curated record